GCCACUCUCGCGAGGCCGGGCAGAGCGGAGCUGGGAGGCCCCGUACGGUGUGGAGGUCGUUGGUGUCACUUGCCAGCCGUCUGCGCCUUCUCCUGCCGUUCCGCUCCCCGCCAGCUUCAACUAUGUUCUCCGCCCUCGCCCGCCCUGCCGGCGCCGUUCUCCGCCGCAGCUUCAGCACCUCGGCCCAGAACAAUGCGAAAGUAGCCGUGCUAGGGGCUUCUGGAGGAAUCGGGCAGCCUCUUGCGCUUCUCCUCAAGAACAGUCCCUUGGUGAGCCGCCUGACCCUCUACGAUAUUGCUCAUACGCCCGGAGUGGCCGCCGAUCUGAGCCACAUCGAGACCAGAGCAACUGUGAAAGGCUACCUCGGCCCUGAGCAGCUGCCGGAUUGCCUGAGAGGCUGCGAUGUGGUGGUUAUUCCAGCAGGAGUCCCGAGAAAACCAGGCAUGACCCGGGAUGACCUGUUCAACACCAAUGCCUCCAUUGUGGCCACCCUGUCUGCUGCCUGCGCCCAGCACUGCCCUGAGGCCAUGAUCUGCGUCAUUUCCAAUCCGGUGAACUCCACCAUCCCAAUCGCAACGGAAGUUUUCAAGAAACACGGAGUCUACAACCCCAAUAAAAUCUUUGGGGUGACGACCCUGGACAUUGUCAGAGCCAACACUUUCAUUGCGGAACUGAAGGGUUUGGAUCCUGCUCGGGUCAAUGUUCCUGUCAUUGGCGGCCAUGCUGGGAAGACCAUCAUCCCCCUGAUCUCCCAGUGCACUCCCAAGGUGGACCUUCCCCAGGACCAGCUAACAGCCAUCACUGGGCGGAUCCAGGAGGCCGGCACAGAGGUGGUGAAGGCCAAAGCUGGAGCAGGCUCGGCCACCCUGUCCAUGGCGUACGCCGGAGCCCGGUUUGUCUUCUCCCUUGUGGAUGCGAUGAACGGAAAGGAAGGAGUUGUGGAGUGUUCCUUCGUUAAGUCCCAAGAAGCAGAGUGUGCCUAUUUCUCCACCCCGUUAAUGCUGGGGAAAAAGGGCAUUGAGAAGAAUCUAGGCAUCGGCAAGAUCUCCUCUUUCGAAGAGAAGAUGAUCGCGGAAGCCAUCCCUGAGCUGAAGGCCUCCAUCAAGAAGGGAGAGGAGUUUGUGAAGAACAUGAAAUGAGAGGGGCAGCCAGCGAGUCCGCUUCCCCAACUUACGAAGGCAUCAUGUCCCUGUAAAGGCAUCUCCUUCCCCCUGUGUUUUGAGUUGCGUUAACCACAAGUGUUGUGUUAGCGUCGCCAUCCCUUCCAAAUCACCGGUCUGUCUGUGGGCGCAUCAGUAAAAGCAGGCUUUGAUUUUCUUUUUCAA
Callorhinus ursinus (northern fur seal) is the source of this 1325-nucleotide messenger RNA. RefSeq names its product malate dehydrogenase 2 (gene MDH2). Gene Ontology annotation, biological process: tricarboxylic acid cycle; malate metabolic process. Gene Ontology annotation, cellular component: mitochondrion; cytoplasm. NCBI's taxonomy places the organism in Eukaryota, Metazoa, Chordata, Mammalia, Carnivora, Otariidae. The record is from RefSeq and is a predicted model, not a curated record. Gene Ontology annotation, molecular function: L-malate dehydrogenase (NAD+) activity.